This is a messenger RNA of Alosa alosa (allis shad), 507 nucleotides long. RefSeq names its product probable 26S proteasome regulatory subunit 6B. NCBI's taxonomy places the organism in Eukaryota, Metazoa, Chordata, Actinopteri, Clupeiformes, Clupeidae. Gene Ontology annotation, biological process: proteasome-mediated ubiquitin-dependent protein catabolic process. The transcript is spliced from 2 exons. Gene Ontology annotation, cellular component: proteasome regulatory particle, base subcomplex. The record is from RefSeq and is a predicted model, not a curated record. Gene Ontology annotation, molecular function: ATP binding; ATP hydrolysis activity; proteasome-activating activity.
AUGGCAAAACAAGAGAUAAGAGAAUCAUUAGAAUUACCAUUAAAAAAACCAGAAUUAUAUACGCAAUUAGGAAUAGUUCCUCCAAAAGGAGUAUUAAUGUAUGGACCACCAGGUACAGGUAAAACUUUAAUGGCAAGAGCAGUUGCAUCUUAGUGUAAAAUUCCAUUCUUUCAUGUUGUAGCAUCAGAAUUUGUACAAAAAUAUUUAGGAGAAGGUCCUAAGAUGGUAAGAGAUAUUUUUAGAUUAGCUAGAGAAAGAGCACCUUCUAUUAUAUUUAUAGAUGAGAUAGAUGGAGUAGGUACUAAGAGAUUUGAUUCAGAUACAGGAGCAGAUAGAGAAGUAUAGAGAAUUUUAUUAGAGUUAUUAAAUUAGAUAGAUGGAUUUGAUCAAGCAUCAGAUGUUAAAAUAAUUAUGGCUACUAAUAGAAUUGAUACAUUGGACAGUGCUUUAUUAAGACCAGGAAGAUUAGAUAGAAAAAUAGAAUUUGGAUAUCCAGAUGAGAAAUAG